AUGUACAGCUUCAUGGGAGGAGGGCUGUUCUGCGCUGGAGUUGGGAACAUACUCCUCAUCGUCUCCACGGCAACGGACUACUGGAUGCAGUACCGCCACUCCAACAAUUUCAUGCACCAGGGCCUGUGGCGGUACUGUGUGCCUGGGAAAUGCAUGACACACACAGACAGCAUCGCGUACUGGGAUGCGACCCGGGCCUUCAUGAUCCUCUCCCUGCUGGCCUGCUUCAUCGGUAUCGUGAUUGGCGUCAUGGCCUUCAUCCACUACUCCUCCUUUGACGGGUUUGACAAGACCUUCGCAGCCGGCAUCCUCUUCUUCAUCUCCUGCUUCUUUGUGCUGCUGGCGAUGGCGAUCUACACGGGGGUGACGGUGAACUACUACGGCAAGCGCUACGGAAACUGGCGGUUCUCCUGGUCCUACAUAAUGGGCUGGGUUGCGGUGGUGCUCACCUUCUUCUCGGGCAUCUUCUACAUGUGCGCCUACCGGAUGCAUGAAUGCCCAAGAAACUCAAACUCACGCUGA
This is a messenger RNA of Lampris incognitus (smalleye Pacific opah), 522 nucleotides long. RefSeq names its product lens fiber membrane intrinsic protein-like. The transcript has 4 exons. Gene Ontology annotation, molecular function: structural constituent of eye lens. NCBI's taxonomy places the organism in Eukaryota, Metazoa, Chordata, Actinopteri, Lampriformes, Lampridae. The record is from RefSeq and is a predicted model, not a curated record. The coding region runs from base 1 to 522 and encodes 173 amino acids. Gene Ontology annotation, cellular component: plasma membrane.